GCAUUUUAAUCCAUAAACAUUGCAGACUCAUCAAGAGAAGGUGCUUUUAAAGUAACAGUCUUCUCACAAAAUCGAGGAAAGUGUUUGGGGAAGACAAAAGUUACGUACAUAGAUUUGAUAGACGAGGCGUUGAAACUAGCAAUCGGUUGCCCAAAAACGAUGGUGAAAUUCAUUCAGGUUGCCAUUCCAUGCCUGAAUGUAAAUUCUGAAGGAGGUACUUGCGCUGCUGAAAAUCCUACGAAUGGAGGUCCUUCUGGUUGGGAAAAAUCUUCAUUGUCAGUUCAACUCCUACAAAGGUUCAUCUACGCAGCAGCCAAAGUAAACGCUGUUUGGUUUAUUCGACUUAUCUUUGACCUACCCGCCGGACGAAUAGCAUUUGAUUCGUACAAAGGAAGACCGCUUUUACCAGAAUAUGUCGCGAGAGCACGUGGCCACAAUCAAAUCGCCGAAUACUUGAAAGAUGUGACCAAAAGAUACUCUGAAAGUGAGAGAGCAGAUGAAAAGAAGUUCAACACCAUCAAUUGGCAAGAAAUCGUUACAGCCAUUGAGGCAACACAAGAAAAUCCGAGCGCCUGUGGCGAGAUCAUCGAAACUGAAAAGAACAUAGAUAGUCAUGAAGCUCAAGGUGACGACUUGAAGUCCAGCGUUUCAUUUCAACCAGAAGAUGGAAAAGAACCGCUGCUAAGAUUUUGGUUAGGCCACUCUGCCAGAGCAUUUGAGCACUACGCAAAGCUAGCUAAAGACGCAUUCCGCGCUGUUGGAUUUGCGGAAGAACAAAUUAGUGCCAUCGCUUUGACAGCGUCUGACUCCCCCUCUUUAGAACUUCUCAUAACAAAAGAUGGUAUCAAGCAUAAGAUUCAUGUCGAUGUCAACCUUCUCGAAGGCACCAAUUCAAGUGUCGAGUCUUCGGAUUUGAAGCGGGAGCUUUAUCAGACAGCUGCAAACUUCAACGAUGUUCCAUCACAAAUGAACCUCACUGAUCCGAAGAUGAGUGGCAUUAAAGGGUGGUUUAAGAACGAGAGAGCUUUCCAAUUUCCCUGUAUUUGGCAAGUGUGCAAGUUUCUUUGGUCCCCUUUUUAUCUCCAAACUCCUUGGAAAUGCCGUGACCAGGAAGAAGGAGUUGUGUUUUUCGAAAAAAUUGGUCACCUGAAGGUGGCUUUGUUUAAGUCCGGGGGGAACACAAUCCUGUUGGCUUUGCUGUUACCUCAAAAAUUGUCAUUAUUAAAUUAAGGUCGAAAGUGAUACAUUUAGAUGUUUGCACAAGCUAACUGGGGUGGGAAAUUACAAAAAGAAUCCAGUUAGAAAAAAAAAAACAAAACAGGAAAGGUAGAUACCAAAUAUUGGAGAAAAUGUUUGGGAAAACCUCAGAUUUCUUUAAUUGCUUAGAACACUUCCAUUGAUUCUCCUUAUUCAUAACAAUAUCUAUUUUUGAGUAGAUAAAUUAGCUUGCAAAUUUAUCAACCUAACGGAUGAGAAUACAAGUUCUGGAAAUUUUGAUUUCAUAUGAAUCUGGUUCAUGCAUGGUUCCCCAAAGAUUCUUGCCACUACAAUUUCAAGUCUGCCAACCGAACGUUUUUUCCUUGCUCAUAGCAAUCCUUGCCCUCUACCCCCGGAAACAAUUCCAACUUAAGUUUUGGAUGCUCCAAGCGAAGGACCUCUCGAACAUACGCGACGGUUUGUGUGGGCAUCAUGAACUCAUUCAGAAAUGGUUUGAAAGAAUUAUCACCCAUCACACCAAACGCUCCCACGACUCCAUAAUUAUCCUUCCAACAACA
This is a messenger RNA of Pocillopora verrucosa, 1775 nucleotides long. RefSeq lists its product as uncharacterized. The record is from RefSeq and is a predicted model, not a curated record. Lineage: Eukaryota; Metazoa; Cnidaria; Anthozoa; Scleractinia; Pocilloporidae.